GCACGCAUCUCAAAAGAGCACCAAAUCAAUGAGAAAGAUGUUUCUGCUGUGCGUGUCCUUACAUCGUUGCCAUAUUCGUUCUGUCACAAUAUUAUCAACAAACUACGGCAAGACCACAAAACUGACGAGUGCAAAAAGGAGCAGUCUAGUUCUGGUCCUUUUAUGAUGAUUUUCGGAGGCCUGAUGCUGUUGGGUGUCGGAAGGACGAUGCCAUUCUCACUCGGUCUUCCAUUAAUGGACGACAAUGUGAAGAAACAUAAUCUCCCACUAUACUUUGCCUGCAUGUUCUUUGUGAAGAUUCUUGGCCCUGUAGUCGGUCUACUCGUCGGUAGCAAACUCAACGAAAUCUACUACACUUUUGAUCCUCCACAAGGUCUCACUCCACUUGAUCCAAUGUGGAUUGGUUGCUGGUGGCUAGGAUUUCUCAUAUUCGGAGCUCUUUUAUUCUUUCCGUCAUUGGUGCUAUUCCUGUUUCCUUCCGACAACCUAGAUGAAGACAAUAACACUGUGAAGAUUUCUCUCGAAGACGCUAAACUCAACGGGACAGCGCCAGUGAAACCGAAGAAAAUGCUGAUCCUCCGAGAUAAACACGUGAAACGCCAUGGCGAUCAUGUCACUGCAGGGGAAAAGAUCAGCGGUUCGUGA
Messenger RNA from Ostertagia ostertagi, 645 nucleotides. The record is from the annotation of a GenBank genome assembly. Lineage: Eukaryota; Metazoa; Nematoda; Chromadorea; Rhabditida; Trichostrongylidae.